Messenger RNA from Salvia splendens (bonfire salvia), 1646 nucleotides. Its product is annotated as UDP-D-apiose/UDP-D-xylose synthase 2. The transcript is spliced from 9 exons. Gene Ontology annotation, molecular function: carboxy-lyase activity. Lineage: Eukaryota; Viridiplantae; Streptophyta; Magnoliopsida; Lamiales; Lamiaceae. The coding region runs from base 109 to 1269 and encodes 386 amino acids. The record is from RefSeq and is a predicted model, not a curated record.
CAAAUCUAUCCCAACAUUUCCCAAAUUUAACAAUCUAAAUCUUCUGUAUCUCCGUAUCCCAACGACCGUGGCGAGAAUCCGAGCGAAUUUCGGGAUUGUUUUCGGAAAAUGGCGACCGGAAGAGUAGAUCUGGACGGUAAUCCGAUAAAGCCGAUGACGAUAUGCAUGAUCGGCGCCGGCGGUUUCAUCGGCUCGCAUCUAUGCGAGAAGCUGAUGGAGGAGACGCCACACAAGGUGCUCGCCGUCGACGUCUACAAUGACAAGAUCAAGAACCUACUCGAGCCGUCGUCGCAGUGGGGCGACCGCAUUCAGUUCCACCGCCUCAACAUUAAGAAUGACUCGCGCCUCGAAGGCCUCAUACGCAUGGCAGAUCUCACAAUAAAUCUUGCUGCUAUAUGCACGCCAGCAGACUAUAACACUCGUCCACUUGACACAAUUUACAGCAAUUUUAUCGAUGCUCUGCCUGUGGUUAAAUACUGUUCAGAAAAUAGCAAGCGUCUCAUACAUUUCUCAACUUGUGAAAUUUAUGGGAAAACCAUAGGUGCUUUCUUGCCUAAAGACAGCCCACUACGACAGGAUCCGAAUUAUUUUCUGCUCAAGGAGGAUGAGUCCCCUUGCAUUUUUGGCCCUAUUGAGAAGCAGAGAUGGUCAUAUGCAUGUGCAAAGCAGUUGAUUGAGAGAUUAAUAUAUGCUGAGGGUGCUGAGAACAGCCUUGAAUUUACAAUUGUGAGGCCCUUCAACUGGAUUGGUCCCAGGAUGGAUUUCAUUCCUGGUAUUGAUGGCCCAAGCGAAGGUGUUCCAAGAGUUCUCGCUUGCUUUAGCAAUAACCUCUUGAGGCGUGAACCACUGAAACUGGUUGAUGGUGGACAAUCGCAGAGAACUUUUGUUUAUAUCAAGGAUGCUAUUGAGGCUGUUCUUUUGAUGAUUGAAAACCCAGCCAGGGCUAAUGGUCACGUUUUUAAUGUGGGCAAUCCGAACAAUGAAGUUACAGUGAGACAGCUUGCUGAAAUGAUGACUCAGGUUUAUGCCAAGGUGAGUGGAGAAUCAUCACUUGACACGCCAACAGUGGAUGUGAGCUCAAAAGAAUUUUAUGGUGAAGGAUAUGAUGAUAGUGACAAGAGAAUUCCAGACAUGACCAUCAUCAACAGACAGCUUGGAUGGAAUCCAAAGACAUCGCUCUUUGACCUGCUGGAGUCAACCCUUACUUACCAACACAGGACGUAUGCCGAAGCAGUGAAGAAGGCAACCUCAAAACCCAUGACAAGUUAAGCACCAUAUAUAGUGAAUGAUAAGUUGGUUUCUCUUCAAUGUGCUGCUGCUCUACUCUGCUUAUUCAUAGUGAAUGACAAGUUAAGGCAACCUCAAAACCCAUGACAAGUUAAGCACCAUGUAUUUCGCUUCUUCUCAGACACAAUAUUCUGUCUCAUAAGCCUAUAGCACACUGUUGUACUUGUAAUGAUCAUCAUCUUGUGUUGUCUAAUGUCUUUUACAAGUUUGCUUCACUAGAUAUAAACCCUACCACCAUUAAAUUUUGUUGUAAUUGAGGGAAAGUUUUAGAGGGUGUUCUGCUCUAAUUUUCCUUAAGACAGCCCGCCUCGUAUAUUGUUUUGUUCAAACCUUUUCAGUCUACCAUUUCUUUUAGAUUA